AUGAAGACAAAAGGACCCCUGGAGCUUGUGCUGAAGACGCUCUUGUGUUGCUACCUUUGGAAGGUCUUAGCAGUCUGCUCCUGGCAGGCCUGCUUGAAGUUGGAGAGCUUGGGUAGGGAGGAAGUCUCCCUGGCUGGGAGAGCAGGAGCAGUGCCUACUCCUCUGGGAGCGGUCAGUAGGGAAGAGGAGCAGGAGCAGUACCUACUCCUUCAGGAGUGCAUAACCACGUUCUUUUCACAGUACUCUGGUUCAGUGGAUAAAAAUGUUGGUGAUGUCGUCGUCGUGAUGAGAAUCAAAGCUCUGGACAAAGACCUUGAAAACACAGACAACUGGGUGACUGUCUUUACAAUUGCAAAAGGAAAUGAAGAUAAUAUCUUCUCCAUUGAGACAGACAAAGAAAGUAAUGAGGGAAUCCUGAGGUUGAUUAAGCCUUUGGAUUUUGAAGAAUUCCAGAAUCUUAAUCUUGGCCUACUCAUUGAGAACGUAGCUCCUUUUGUGGAAGGUGGUGCUAUGCUGAUGGAUGUGGAUGUUCUGGUUGGAGAAGGCAGUCCUCUGGCUGCUCGUGUUGGUGCUGGCAUUGUCGUUGGUGCUGGUGUGAGUGCAAGGGUCGAGGUGGGAGGAGACAGUGAACUGGAAGGAGGUGGGGACAUAGGACCUAAUUCUGGGGCAGGUCUUGCCCCUGGACUUGCUGUUAUACCUGGUGUCAAAACAGGACCAGUGACAAAGCCACAUGCACCAACAAAAACUUAUGCUAUUAAGAUAGCAGUGAAUAAUGUGCCAGAGGGUCCAGUAUUCAUACCUGAUAUUAAGAAUGUUCCUGUAUCAGAAGAUCAAAAAGAAGGUCCUGAGGAUGGUGUGAUCACAGUGUUUGCUGCUCUCRAUCCAGACACAGGAAUACCAGCUGAAGAUGUAAGUAAUGCUAAAGUCUACGAUCCAGACAACUGGUUUACCAUUGAUGAAGAAUCAGCUGUGAUUAAACUCAACAAGGUACCAGAUAGAGAGUCACCAUUCUUGGAGAAUGGCACCUACAUUGCCAAGAUUCUGGCAAUUACCAAAGAGACCRCUGCCGCUCUUCACUCUCAGGAGGAACUGUGGCCUGGUUCAUAUGAGCUCCAAGUGCAGGUGAUGGAUGCUCAGGGUCUGUCCUGCUCAGCCAAUGAGGUUUUUACAGUGGAUGUUUGUACCUGUGUGGAAACAGAGACCUGCAGCUUAAAGUCAGUCAGACUAGUAGCAACUUCAACAGAGCUUUCUGCCCCAGCCAUCGCCUUGCUGCUGAUGGCAAUGUGUUUACUGUUGCUCAUUCCUCUUCUGUUGUUGCUCUGUCAGUGUGGGGGAGAAGACAUUAUAUUUCCUGUCAACUUUAAUGAUCUUCCAUUUGAUGCCAGAGAACACCUAAUAUCCUACCACACUGAAGGCAGAGGCGAGGAUAAGGAAGUGACACUCCAAAGUUUUCCUAUUAUGUUGGGUACGCAAAAAAAAGUCAAAACAGCAAUAACACCAAACUUUAACCGACAACGAACUUCAACAGCAUUCCCUAACUUUGGAACUCAUCAGGCAGCAACAUUCUGUAAUGAGUCUGUACAAAGGUUUCAAGAAAGUAGCUUAAGAUUAAUAGAAGUCAACAACGUGUACAGGGAAUCAUUCAACAAGGGCGGUGGUGAAGUUGUGCAGUUCAGCAGGCCAAGACUUAUGAUCCAAAACACAACAGUUCUGUCUGAGGAUAUUGCACUAUCUGACACUUUCCUCAAUGACUACUACUCACAGAAAGUGAUGGUUGCUCUGCCAGUGAAGGAUGGUCUGUUGGGGUAUGAAUAUGAAGGCCAGGGUUCUUCUACUGGCUCAGGGGGCUGCUGCAGCCUCCUUGAGUCUGACAAUGAUCUACAGUUCCUGAAUGACUUGGAGCCAAAGUUCAAGACUCUUGCUGACAUCUGUUCCCCUGCUACCACAAAACCCUCUCUGACAUGCAAAGGAGCAGAUACGGUCCAAAAUACUAUUGAUACUGCUGAACAAGUUAUUAAGCCCCAAUUUGAGCACAUUGUUGACACAAAGCAAGCCAAUACAGAGACAGACAAAGUACUGUCAUCUCGUAACAUCUCCAAAUCGUCUGUCAACAAAAUAAGUACUGAGCUACCAUCUCCUCACACUAAGGUAACUAAGAUCAGUCAUUCCUCUAAUAUCAGAUAUUCUGCUACCCUGCCUUGUCCUGUUCAGACAACUGUUCAACAUCAGCAGCCAGUUUACUACACCACCAACCCUGUGCCACAACCCAUCCACUAUUUAGUUCAACCACCAAUUGUUUUAGCAGAUAGAGCCCAUGGAACAAGUUUUCCUGGCCUGUAUAUAGUCACUGAAUCUAAGACGCCUGGACUCACAGUGAGUGGACCCCAAGGCUUUACUUCAGGGCUAAUUAUCCAUGGGAUUGAAAGCCCCAAAAGCCCUGCCAGCCCUACCAAUCCAGUCAACCCCACCCAGUUGCUACCUGGUAUCUCAAGUGUCUCCCAGGGAUCAGUCCAUGUGGAGGAUUGGAUAGUAAUGGGGCUAAAUCCUGAUGGCAAUUAUAUGUUAGUUAAAGAGGGAGGUAGUCAAGGUGAGACAGAGGGAAUAGACCCAGGCUCAUCUCAGGGCACUUUGUUCAGAGAUGCUAUCCUGGUAAAAGAGGCUGCUCCCUCUCAGGGGGUGUUAGGCCCAGCAGCCCAGAGGAGUGUGUAUGGUAUUCUGCCAGGACAUAAUGUUACCAAAAAGGGGGGUAUUGAUGCAGUUUAUAAAACUUUGGGGCAAACACAGGAUGGGGAGCCAGAGAAGACAGGGUUAGGGCCACCUACUGUUUUUGGGGUUGGUGUUGGGCAGGCAAGAAUGGGAGUGGGACAUGUGGUAGCAGUGAAGCCAGAAGUGAGAGUGGUUGAAAUAUGGCCAGCUGCAGGUACAGUGGGUAUUAAGCAGAUCAGUAUAAACUAUUUCCAAAUAAUUAAUUCACUUGAGCAAACAAGGGAUGCCAAUGGUGUUCUAAAAGCUAGAUCUAGUAGGUUAGAUUCACAAAAGGCUUAAGUCAUUAUUAAAAUGUGUUUAAGGACAAAAAUGAUGCAGCCCAAAUGGCAGUAGAUGCUCCUAGUGAGUUGUUCCAAGUUGAAAUGAUAAACAAGGAGGGUAUCCAACACAAGCAUCAGAAAAGUCUUCAUUUGUAAAUCUUGAGAAAGCCAUUGUGAAAUCAUUGGCAGGGCCACAUGUGCAACAUUAUUUAUUUAAGCAGUCUGGCAGCACAGUGAAACCAGGUAUAAGGACUGAAAUUCUGCCCAGUCAACUGCAUAAGAUCCCUGAUGGGCCUUCAAACCAACUUAAUAAUGUGAUGAUUGGUAACAGAACUCAGUAAUCUCCACAAUCAGAACGGGAGGAUCAUUUCACCGAAGGUUUUUCUGAGAGUGUUACAUCUAUUGUCACUUAAUUUUUUUUCAGAUGUUGAUUUAGUUCAUAUAGACAAAGCAAAUGAGGAAAAUUCAAAGUGUACACAUGAAGAGGACGCCACAUCUACUGCAGACCACCUCAAGAUUGUAGGUUAACAAAGACAUGAUAUCAGAGCAGAAAAUGUGGGCAGAUGAGAAGCAUCACCUUUGACAGAAGAAGAUAUCUGUUCAGCUUAGGCUUAGAAUAGUGGAAGGUCCAGAAGACAGAAAUUCUAAGGUAGUGCAGGACCUGAAUAUAAUAAAUUCACAGAGGAUCAAAGUGAAAGGGAGCAGGAGGUAGAUGACAGUACAGCAGAGAAUGCAGGAAUUUUGUAUUUUAUCCAUGCAAAAGAAUAUGGUUGAAAUUACUCCUGGCAUUAGAGUUUCCCAUAAUGUUAAAUAUCGAAGGGGUAUCCCGGAGUUGAACUCAUACAUUUUACACCUAGUAAUCACAAGAGUUUAUUAAAAUUCGAUCUUAUUUUGCUCAUAAUCAGGCUGAAGAGAUGGUUUUCCUUGAAAACAUUAUAUGCAAGGCUUCUGUGAAGACCAUCAUCUAAUAUAGUGAUGAUAAACUCUGGAUGUGUUAAUUCACCUCAACAGAUGAGAGUGGUCAGGCAUUCAGGUCUUUGCAUCAGAUGCUUGCUUUGUGUUGCAGUGCUGAUACUGUGACACAUAAAAAGCAAAUGGUGGAGAGUGAAGAUGGCCUGUGUCACCAACACUGAAAAUAUUGACACCCUCAGACAUAGGUGUUAUCCUGACAUCUUGAUCAUGCCAAAUUUAACUACACUGAUCUGAAAUAACAGAAGUGAUUGUGUUGAAAUAAGAUAGAGUUUUAUUCCCUGUGAUGAAAAAAUAAGGUAGAGUUUUAUUCCCUGUGAUGAAAAGCGCAAGUGUCAUCAUUCUAUCUCCAUGGAUUGGCACGUCCUAGCUUGAGAGUCCCUUUUUUGUUGGGUCAAAGGCCUUUACAGACUCAGUUUCUGGGAAGAAAUCCAGUACUGAAACUGAUGCUAGUCAACUUCACCAAUCACAGUUAUAUCAAAAUAGCCCCAUGAGGCCUCUUCCAUUUAAUUCCACAAAAUAGCAGAUGCAAAGUAGUAGAAGCCUGAACACUGUUCAAAUGCUCUGUUUCUAAUUGCUAUUAACAAACCACUUUUGGAUGGGUAUUUUUCUCAAUGGUGGACUUAACAAAAUGAGACCAAUUCCAAACCUGGACUGUUAUUUCUCAGUCUUUUUUAUUGUGGGUGUGUAUAUYUUUACAAUACAGUGACUCCAUAUAACAGGGGCCAUUGUUGCAACUUUAUGCUGACACAUAAAAAAGUGUAACUAUACAAGUAUAGAGACGUCCUUAAAUAAAAUAACAAUUAAAUUAUAUGAGUCUUUAAAAUUUGAUUAUACUUGCCAAUGAUAUUCUGGUCAUACCUGAAUUGAAAGAGAAUUGAGGAUUUGUUUCUGCUUUAAAAAUGUAAAAGCCCAAUCAGAUAAUUCCACACAUAUUGGUGAUGACUGUAGGUUAUAGAUGGAAUUAUAUUUGUUUUGUGUGUUUGUCAUUGCAYAAUAAUUCAAAUGUACUGCUUUCAUGGUUUGGACUUUUCUUACUAGACAAAGCAUGUUUUAAACAUAAUAUCUGGUUCAUGAACAUACAUGUCUGCAGCUGCAUGUCAGGGGGAUAUGAUCAUCAUUACGUAUAUCACUGAUUAUUGUGUCAUUAUGUUAUUUUUAAAAUCAUAAAUAAAGUUGUUACACUGUA
Molecule: messenger RNA, 5184 nt
Organism: Paralichthys olivaceus (Japanese flounder)
Lineage: Eukaryota; Metazoa; Chordata; Actinopteri; Pleuronectiformes; Paralichthyidae
Source: RefSeq, a predicted model, not a curated record